Molecule: messenger RNA, 4042 nt
Organism: Leptidea sinapis
Lineage: Eukaryota; Metazoa; Arthropoda; Insecta; Lepidoptera; Pieridae
Gene: SamDC
Product: S-adenosylmethionine decarboxylase proenzyme
Exons: 9
Coding region: 268-1335 (355 amino acids)
Biological process (GO): spermidine biosynthetic process; spermine biosynthetic process
Cellular component (GO): cytosol
Molecular function (GO): adenosylmethionine decarboxylase activity
Source: RefSeq, a predicted model, not a curated record
UAGUCAGUUUCGUUGAACACUCGAUCGAGGACGGUUUGAAAACACGCGCCGUUGCGCCGCCGACAAUUUGCUCGCUUUGAAGAAAGAGAAACCAUCAUUACUCAGGAAUAAGCCAAUCACAAACGGGUCUAUCCUAUAAUUUUGGUUUAUUCAUUCUGAAAUUUUCCUCUUCAGUCAAUUUCUGACGCCAGUUACAGUGGUUGCGAGUCCGUGGGUUAUUUUUUAUUUGUUAUAAAUUAUUCAAACAAAAUAUAAUAGACUUUCGCUAUGGCUGAAACAGAAAUAAUACCGAAUAGUGAGAAUAAUGAGCAAUUUUUUGAAGGGGUUGAAAAGUUAAUUGAAAUAUGGUUUACGCCGGUGAAGCAUGCGGAUCUGAGAAAAAUCACUCGCCAGCAGUGGGAGAAUGUUCUCAAAAUAGUCCGCUGUGAGAUUAUCUCUUUCACUCAGAGCGAGCAAGUUGAUGCCUAUGUGCUGAGUGAGAGCAGCAUGUUCGUGUCGCGGCGUCGCUGGAUCCUGAAGACGUGUGGUCGCACUACGCCCCUGCGCUGUGUGCGCUCAGUGCUGGCGCUGGCGAGCGAGGCGGCCGGACACCACAGCGUCCAGAACGUGUUCUACUCGCGCCGGGAGUUCGCCCGCCCGGCCGCGCAGCUCAAACCGCACGACAACUUUGAUUCAGAGGUCGAACUGCUGGAUUCUUACUUCGGCGACGGACGCGCCUACAUCAUGGGCCCGGAGAAGGACUGCUGGUACCUCUAUACACUGCUGCCUCUUGAAGGCACGGUGGACGCUCUGGAGAAAGAACAGCGGGAAUCGAACCAGAACCGCGGCCUCCCCGAGCCAGACCAGACCAUCGAGAUACUAAUGUCGGACCUUGACCCCGAAGUCAUGGACAUUUUCACCAGGAACAACUCCGCUGACGCAACAGCUGCAACCAGGGCGUCCGGGAUAGACACGAUAAUCCCGGGCAUGGUGAUAGAUGACUACCUGUUCAAUCCGUGCGGGUACUCCAUGAACGGCGUCGCUGAAGAUGGCAGCUACAUGACGAUCCACAUCACGCCGGAGCGUGGCUGCUCGUACGUGUCGUUCGAGUCCAACGUGCCCACGGCGCUUUACGAUGGCGUCAUAGAGCGCGUGCUGGCCGCCUUCCGCCCCGCCAGGUUCAUCCUGACCGUGUUCCACACGCCGGCACCCGACAAGGACGCACCGACGGGCGAGUCGGCGAGCGAGCUGAAGAAGUUCCGCGCACUGUCGGCGUACCAGCAGCAGGAGGCGCAGUUCUGCCGCUUCUCCGGCUACGACCUGCACUACGCCCUGUUCGCCAAAUUCCCCAGCUGAGGCCCCGCGCCGCCCCGUCCCGCCCGCGCGCUCGCACACCCUCGCAGACACAGGUCCGUUCGCGAACUCCGCCACAUUCUGGCGAGCACAACUCGCGAGCUGCGGCCCACUCGCGUCCCGGCCGCGCGGCCCGGCUGCCUGCGCCGCGUCGUCACGGCCAUCCUGGGCAAGUGUCGCGCGAGCGGCGCCUGACGCAGGUAACACACGCUCAACACACGCUCGUGCACUCCGGCCCCAAUAGAACACACACCUUCUAUAAUGAGGAUCUAUUCGCUAUUACAAGAUCUUUUCAGUGGUCUCAUUCGUACUGUAAGCAGCAAAUUGAGGAGUUUUGGCGGAACUCAGUAGGAGCAAGUGCACAAACUUUAUUAACUAUGUGUGUGUAAGCGCAACAUUUUUAUCAGUGGAAAUGUAUUAUUGACAUCUAAUGUAUUUGGCUCUUGGAAAUUUCAGUAUUUGAUCAUAUAAAUGUAAAAAAAAUAUGUACUUGUUUCAAGCACGUAAAUGUACCUCAUUACGGGCAGGAAAUUGGCAACAACGUCAAUGUAUCCAUUGUACUUGGAAUAAUAUAUAGCGUACAGUAUAAACGCAUUUAAUUGAUUUAAAAUUACGUCGAUGUUCGAUGUACCUAAUUUGUCAUAAGUGACGUGAGUCUAUGGCAGCCAUUUUGUUUAUAAAGGUAGCAACAAAGAGUAGGAGUAGCUUAGACCGGGGCAUUUGGAGGCCGCAUUGAAAAAUUAACAUUGAAUUAACAGAAAAUGUCAAAUACUUUUAUUUAAUUUUACGACAUUAUCGGAAUUAUAUUAUCACUUUUAAUUGACAUGCGUCGGCACUUUUAUAAUUAUAUAACAUGCUUAUUAUCUACUAUAUGUAAUUACUUAGCUUAACCCUAAAAAUUACAUUUUAUAUUUUCUAUAAAUUGACUAAAAUUGUACCAUUAAGCCUAUAAAUAGAAUCAAUAUGACUAUAUAUGUUUAAUCAGUAGUUUGAUCAUUCCAUGAAACCGUGAUAGUAGUGUAGAUGAGUCGAAAAUGUACGCAAUCAACUGACUCGUGAACAUUGGUUUGUAGAAUUAAGUAGAUUUUUGUAGUUUGAAUGUAUGUUUCAUUUGUAAUCUGUAGCAAUAUAUUGGUCGUUCUAAUUUGUAGAGUGUAAACAAAGGGGGCGGGGCCCGAUAAGUUUGAGACUGAUAUAAAAGUUUAAAAUACAAGUAUGUAUUAAAGAGAAUUUAUUUCACAAAUCACAACUUGUAACCGUUUCAGCACUCGCAAAUUUUUAUCAUUUUCUAGUAAGGGGUCAUCCAUAAAGUACGUCACACGAAUUUCAUGAUUCUUUGAGCCCUGAUGUCAUUGUCACAGCUGUGACACAUUUGUAAGAUUUUGUCACAUUAAAAAAAUGUGUUGACACAAAAUUUUGUACCCCUCAACUUACCGUGUGAUGUAAGUUACGUUUGGCCGCUAUUAUAAACAAUAAAUUGACAAUAAAAUUAAUAAGUGGACAGAGUUAGAAGUUGAAGUAAGACAAGAGCAUGCUGUGGAAGUACUAAAUGCUUCAAUGUACCAUGAAGGGAAUACAUACUUGUAUAGCGAAGUUGGUUUUGCCCACAAAAUAUGAGCUCCUUUGAUUUUCCUCUAUCAGUAUUUCGUACAGUGUUGCUGUAAUAAUAUCGCUUGGACUAUACGUGUUUAGACGGAGUAAUGACGUAAUUAAAAUAGAGAAAAGAUAAUUGUUAGUUGACUACAGUUUUAUAUAGGAUUGCCAACUUUUAACAGAAGAAAUAGAGUAUAUCUGAUUUCAAAGGAUGUUUUUAAAAACGUAUUUUUUGCAACACAUUACUAUUUUUCAUAGUUUUUAAAUGAAUUAUGUAAAAAAGAGUAUUUUAGCAUACAGAUAUAGAGUAUAAAUAUAUAAGUAGAGCGCGUACACCUUCCUCAAAGGCCGGCAACGCUCCUGUGACUCCUCUGGUGUUGCAAGAUAAUAAGGGCGGCGGUGAUCACUUAACACCAGGUGACCCGUACGCUUGUUUGUCCUCUUAUUCCAUAGAAAAUAAUCUAUUUAAGAGUAAAGUUGGCAACCCUAGUUUAAUAUAGUGUGAAUCAAUUUAUGUAGUAUGUGUAUAAGUAUUUGUUAAGUCAAGAAAAAAAUUUGACGUGCCACUGUUCUUUGGGGCCGUUUAUGUUCAAUUUAAAUGAUAGAGGUUUCAUUGUCAGAUGAUCUACAUAAACACGCAUGUAUUAAUUGACGUAAAUUUGUUUAAGGGCAACGAAACAAGAUAAAUAAUUAAUAUAUUAUGUGCUCUCUUAAGAAAGACAAUGAUAAAAGUAUACCGCAGAGUUUUGACAUUUAAAAUAACAAAUCACAUGAUUUGAUUUAACACAUUUAAUGUCAUUUUAGUUUUUGUCUCAUUUCGUUUGCCCGCUUAUAGAAGCUUCCAAAUAUUAUUAAUACAAGGGUGACCGGCACAAGUUUCCAUGUACAAAGUUAUUCAGAUUCAAAUGUUUAUGUAAAUACGUGCGUAGUUGUUAAUGUCAAUUUGUUAAGAAUAUUUGUGUUAUAUAACCGAUCAAUGGAAGUAAGUGUAAAUUAGAUAUUAAUGAAUAUUUUUCUGUCUGUGUGUGAGGCGGUGUGGCGUGAGAGAGCGCGCAGUGGCGCCCUCUGGCGGGCUGUUUAACAUUCUCAGAGAUUUUAAUAAAUGAUUACUUCUCGA